Molecule: messenger RNA, 2211 nt
Organism: Ustilaginoidea virens
Lineage: Eukaryota; Fungi; Ascomycota; Sordariomycetes; Hypocreales; Clavicipitaceae
Exons: 4
Coding region: 1-2211 (736 amino acids)
Biological process (GO): fatty acid beta-oxidation; very long-chain fatty acid catabolic process; peroxisome organization
Cellular component (GO): peroxisomal membrane
Molecular function (GO): ATP binding; long-chain fatty acid transmembrane transporter activity; ATP hydrolysis activity
Source: RefSeq, a predicted model, not a curated record
AUGGCGUCGCUGUCCAAGCUCUCCCUCCCCGGGGCCCGCUCCGCGCGCGGCCUCGUCCUCGAGCUCACCCGGCUGUACCUGAGCAACCGCUCGCGCAUCUCGCGCGCCGUCUGGAUCACCCUCUUUGUCGCGCUCGUCAACCGCGUGCGCCACGCCAUCGCCGAGCAAAAGGCGGCGUCGGCGCGCGAGGCCGCCCAGCGCGAGGCCCGCCGCGCCACCGUCUCGUCGGCCGCCGCCGCCGCCGCCGCCGACGCCGACGCGCCCCGCAAAAAGGUCGCGCUCGACCGCCAGUUCUUCCGCUCGCUGCUGCGCCUGCUGCGCGUCGUGAUGCCGGGCUGGCGGAGCACCGAGGCGCGCAUGCUCGUCAGCCACAGCUUCUUCCUGGUGCUGCGGACCGUCAUCAGCCUGCGGGUGGCCGAGAUGGACGGCGCCAUCGUCAAGGCGCUGGUCAGGGGGAACGGGAGGGAGUUUCUGUCGAGGAUCGUCUGGUGGAUGCUGAUUGCGGUGCCGGCCACGUUUACCAACUCGAUGCUGUCGUACCACCAGGCCGAGCUGUCGCUCAAGUACAGGACCAGACUCACGCAGUUCAUCCACGACAAGUACCUGUCCAACCUGACCUUUUACGGCAUCGCCUCUCUGGACGACCGCAUCAAGAACCCGGACCAGCUGAUUGCCGUCGACGUGGCCAAGUUUUCCAACAGCCUGGCCGAGCUGUACAGCAACCUGGCCAAGCCGAUCCUGGACAUGACCAUCUACACGUACUCGCUCUCCAAAAGCGUCGGCGGCGAAGGCGUCGUCUUCAUGUCGCUCCUCGUCCAGCUCUCCGCCAACGUCAUGCGCGUCCUCACCCCCCCCUUUGGCAAGUACGUCGCCGACGAGGCCCGGCUCGAGGGCGAGUUCCGCUACCAGCACUCGCGCAUCAUCGACUACAGCGAGGAGGUGGCCCUGUACGGCGGCCACGCGGCCGAGAAGGACGCCCUCGACAAGGGCUACUUCACGCUCAUCAAGCACGUCAACUACAUCCUGCGCCGGCGCUUCUACCACGGCUUCAUGGAGGACUUUGUCAUCAAGUACUUCUGGGGCGCGCUGGGCCUGCUGCUCUGCAGCGUGCCCGUCUUCGUCAAGCUGCCGGGGCACGUGGGCAUGAACAUGGGCGACCGGACCGAGUCGUUUGUCACCAACCGCCGCAUGCUGCUGUCCGCCUCGGACGCCUUUGGCCGCAUCAUGUUCUCGUACAGGGAGGUCAUGGAGCUGGCGGGCUACACGUCGCGCGUGGCCUCGCUGCUGGGCGUCAUGGACGACAUGCAGGCCGGCCACUUUGAGAAGCGGCUGGUGUCGUCGGGCGACACGCGCGGCAACGAGGCCGUCCUGCGGGGGCGCGGCACCGUCCACGAGAGCCAGGACAUCACCUUUAUCGACGUACCCAUCAUCUCGCCCAACGGCGACGUGCUCGUCAAGGCGCUCUCCUUCUCCCUCCGCCACGGCGACCACCUGCUCGUGGUGGGCCCCAACGGCUGCGGCAAGUCGUCCCUGUUCCGCAUCCUGGGCGGCCUGUGGCCCGUCUACGGCGGCACCGUGCACAAGCCGCCCUUCCACGCCAUCUUCUACCUCCCGCAGCGGCCGUACCUCUCGCGCGGCUCGCUGCGCCAGCAAAUCAUCUACCCGGACUCGCUGCGCCAGAUGCGCGCGCGCGGCGUCACCGACGCGGACCUGCUGGCCAUCCUGCGCCUGCUCGAGCUGGACCACCUCGUCGGGCUGCACGGCGGCGGCGGCGGCGGCGGCGGCGGCGGCGGCGGCGACCACCAGCAGCAGCAGCAGAAGCAGCAGCAGCAGGGCUGGGACGCCGAGGCCGAGUGGCGCGACGUCCUCAGCGGCGGCCUGCAGCAGCGCGUGGCCAUGGCGCGCCUCUUCUACCACCGCCCGCGGUACGCCAUCCUCGACGAGUGCACCAGCAGCGUCACCCUCGACACCGAAAAGGUCAUGUACGACCACGCCAAGGCGCUGGGCAUCACGCUCAUGACCGUCAGCCACCGCCGCAGCCUGUGGAAGUACCACACCCACAUCCUGCAGUUUGACGGGCAGGGCGGCUACGUCUUCACCCGGCUGGACGCCGAGCGGCGCCUGCGCCUCGAGGACGAGAAGGAGGAGCUGGACGUGCGCCUGCGCCAGGUGCCCGAGCUGCAGAGGAGGCUGGACGAGCUGACGGCCUGA